Drosophila innubila is the source of this 537-nucleotide messenger RNA. It is a transcript of the gene spt4, whose product is annotated as transcription elongation factor SPT4. Gene Ontology annotation, biological process: mRNA processing; chromatin organization; positive regulation of DNA-templated transcription, elongation. The record is from RefSeq and is a predicted model, not a curated record. The transcript has 3 exons. Lineage: Eukaryota; Metazoa; Arthropoda; Insecta; Diptera; Drosophilidae. Gene Ontology annotation, cellular component: nucleus; DSIF complex. Gene Ontology annotation, molecular function: RNA polymerase II complex binding; zinc ion binding. The coding region runs from base 92 to 442 and encodes 116 amino acids.
UCAAAAAACCAAACGAUUUGACAACGCUACUUAAAAAUAAAAAUUCAUUUUGCAUCGGCGUGCUGUGUUAUUUUAACUAUUUAAAUUAAAGAUGUCCUUUGAUGCGAUUCCAAAAGAUUUGCGUGGUCUACGUGCUUGUUUAGUUUGCUCCCUUGUUAAGACUUUCGAUCAAUUUGAGAAUGAUGGCUGCGAGAAUUGUGAGGAAUUCUUGCGCAUGAAGGGAAACAAGGACAACGUCUACGAUCACACUAGUAACAAUUUUGAUGGAAUUAUCGCACUGACAACACCCAACGAUUCCUGGGUGGCAAAAUGGCAACGACUAGCUCGCUUUACACGCGGCAUCUAUGCAAUUUCUGUCUCGGGCACUUUGCCGAACUCCACACUGCGUGAUAUGAAGAAUCGAGGCAUAGUAUUCAAGUCGAGGGACAGAAGUCAACGUUAACCAUCAAUAUCAAUAUUGCGUAUAAAAUAUUUAUUUUAAGUAAUAACAAAACCAAUAGAAUAAAAUACAAUUGUAAGCAAUGAGCAUAUCAAUCA